GACUUAGGGCAAUUCCCUCGGCCUCCUCUUUGCUCCGUUGAUACUCUGGGGAAGUUGUCUCCAGCCUGAAGCGAGAUCUUACCUCAACUCUCAGCAUCGUCAGGAUGUUAAGCGGCUUCUUCCUUCUGAAGGUGCUUCUUGCUCUUGGGUCUCUGGCAGCCUGGGUGACUGCAGCUGCGUAUGUGAAAGAAGGAGAAUGCCCCCUUGAUAAGAAUCCAUGCAAAGAGCUAUGCCAGGGUGAUGAGUCAUGCCCAGCUGGGCAGAAGUGUUGCAGCACAGGCUGUGGACGGGUCUGCCAAGGAGACAUUCCCAAGGGUAUGUUGGCCAGAGAGGUAAAAUGCUGUGCUUUCUGGCCUUGCCUCUGGGAUGGACAGAACCGGAGGCCAUCCUACCUCUUGGAUUGGCUCUUGAAAUCUAGCUUCCCUAUGGAUACCUUUGACACUGGGGAGGUGACAAUGGGGGUGGAGAAAGGUGACACAGGGUUUGGUGGUGAGUGUCCUGCUGACCCCCUUCCAUGUGAGGAGCUGUGUGAUGGGGACGCAUCUUGUCCCCAGGGGCAGAAGUGCUGUAGCACUGGCUGUGGCCACACCUGCCGUGGAGACAUCAAGGGAGGGCGGGGUGGUACUUGUCCGGACAUUCUGGUGGGCCUGUGUAUUGUUGAUUGCAUGGUGGAUGAAAACUGUCCAGCUGGGCAAAAGUGUUGCAAGUCAGGGUGCGGACAUUUCUGUGUCCCACUAACCACGCCUCCCAAACAGACUAUAAACUCCAACUGGACAAUCACUUCCAAUUUGGAAAUAGAAACUCCAGUGCCCUAGUUGCCUGAUUUGUCCAGAUAUCUUUAGUGAAUCCAGAAGGCUUGUUGUGGCAGUGAGGAGAGGGUAAUGCCUUGGGGCUUGUAACAGUCCCAGCCUUCUCUGCUCUGCUUCUCUCCCUGCUGCACCCUGGAGCAUAGGAAACAGUCCAGACUGGGGAGUGGAUGUUGUUGAUUCUCUCCUUUAAUAAAGGCUUUGCUAACC
Molecule: messenger RNA, 1016 nt
Organism: Octodon degus (degu)
Lineage: Eukaryota; Metazoa; Chordata; Mammalia; Rodentia; Octodontidae
Gene: Wfdc3
Product: WAP four-disulfide core domain 3
Exons: 6
Coding region: 105-815 (236 amino acids)
Biological process (GO): innate immune response; antibacterial humoral response
Cellular component (GO): extracellular region
Molecular function (GO): peptidase inhibitor activity
Source: RefSeq, a predicted model, not a curated record